Cladocopium goreaui is the source of this 606-nucleotide messenger RNA. Lineage: Eukaryota; Dinophyceae; Suessiales; Symbiodiniaceae. The record is from the annotation of a GenBank genome assembly.
AUGUGGCGCCUCCUUGUGCUGCCGCUGGCGCUGGCGCUGGAGGAGAUGACGCAGGGCAAGGCCGUUUUCCUGAAAUUUUUCACCCCAUGGUGUGGCCAGUGCAAGGACAUGAAACCCGCCUGGGAUGCCUUGAUGGAGGAGUUCCGGGACGAUGACACAGUCCUGGUAGGUGAGGUGGACUGCGUGGGAAGUGGCAAGGCCAAGUGCAAAGAGUUGGAUAUCAAGGCGUAUCCUCAGGUGAAGUAUGGCGAUCCCAACAACCUCGAGGACUACAAGGGGGGCAGAGAUCUUCCCAGUCUGCAGAAAUUCGCGCAGGAUCUGAACCCUAUUUGCGGCCCUGACCGGUUGGACUGGUGCGACAACAAACGCAAGCGUCAAGUGCAGGGCUACAUGGACUUGUUGCCAUCUGAGUUGGACGCCAAGAUCCAGGAACAAGAGCAAUCCCUGGCGGCUGCCCAGCAGGAAGUGGAGGAUGCGCUGCAAAAACUGCAGAAGGACUAUGCCGAAGCGCGGCGGAGGAAGGAGUUCAAGGUGCAAGAGAUUCGUCAGACCGGCGGCCUGGGACUCAUGAAGAUGGUGCAGGCCUAUCGAAGUCGGAAGAGCUGA